Molecule: messenger RNA, 639 nt
Organism: Microthlaspi erraticum
Lineage: Eukaryota; Viridiplantae; Streptophyta; Magnoliopsida; Brassicales; Brassicaceae
Source: the annotation of a GenBank genome assembly
AUGGAUCAAAGCGAUGAGAUUAUUCUGGCGGAGAUGAGGCCGAAGAAGCGUGCGGGACGGAGAGUGUUCAAGGAGACACGUCACCCAGUCUACAGAGGAAUACGGCGGAGGAACGGGGACAAAUGGGUCUGCGAAGUCCGAGAGCCGACGCAUCAGCGCAGAAUAUGGCUCGGGACUUAUCCCACGGCGGAGAUGGCUGCGCGUGCACACGACGUGGCGGCUUUCGCUCUGCGCGGGAGAUCCGCGUGUUUGAAUUUCGCCGACUCUGCUUGGCGUCUUCCCGUGCCGGAAUCAACCGAUCCCGAUGUCAUAAGGCGGGUCGCUGCGGAAGCGGCGGAGAUGUUCAGGCCAACGGAAUACGGUGGUGGGAUUACGGUUUUGCCCUCUUACGGCGAUGAAGUGUAUUUGGGUUCUGGUUCGGGUUCGGGAUCAGGAUCAGGAUCGGAGGAGAGGAACUUGUAUGGAGGAUAUGUGGAAGAAGAAGAAGAAGUCUCGACGACGAUGAUGAGACUAGCGACGGAGCCGUUAAUGUCGCCUCCACGAUCGUAUAUGGACAUGAAUCAUCACAUGACUGAUAAUGUUUACAUGGAAGAAGAGACGAGCUAUGAAGACAUGUCACUCUGGAGUUACAGUUACUAA